This is a messenger RNA of Pteronotus mesoamericanus, 468 nucleotides long. RefSeq lists its product as uncharacterized. The coding region runs from base 16 to 261 and encodes 81 amino acids. Lineage: Eukaryota; Metazoa; Chordata; Mammalia; Chiroptera; Mormoopidae. The transcript is spliced from 3 exons. The record is from RefSeq and is a predicted model, not a curated record.
GCUUCUGCCAGAUAGAUGGAACUCUCCAACAUGAAAAUCUGCGCAGCCAUUCCAACAAGCAGGACUGUGCCUGAGGUUGUCCCAAGGAUGCCGAAGAAAAAGACUUGCGGACUGGGAGAGCUCUUACCCCAACAUCGAGGUGUUUCACUGGUCAAUACAAUGAAGAUUGAUGGUGUGAUUGUCCAACUUGCAUCAAAGGAUAACUAUUCAUUGGCAUGCUGUUAUCAAGCAGAGAUUUCCAAAUAUGAGUUCUCUAACUGAAAGAACAGUAGCUGGAUCCAGGCAGAAAGGCCUCUGGGAACUCCCUAAGUGUAUAUGAUUUGUCUCCAGACAAAGUUGCUUCAGCAUUUUUGUCUGUUUAUUUGUUUUUGGAAUACUUCUCUUUAUAGUACCCUCCAGACUCUAACUACUAGAUGGAUUCCUGAAUUCCUUCAGAGCUGUCCCAUGUCAGAAUCCUUCAUCUGCUUC